GUAUCACUCAGCGCUCGAUUGCUUUGGUCUGAAGCGAACAUGGCAGAUACAGAAGCUCAGGUUCAUAUUCCCGACUUCAGCAGCUCUCUACAACUGGACCCUUACCUCAAACCGUUUGAAAAGGACUUUGAGAGGAGGUAUGGUUUGUUUCAGAAGCAGUUGAUUCUCCUGGAGGAGGCUGAAGGGGGCUUUGAUCAGUUCACACGCAGCUAUAAGACUUUUGGAGCUCAUUGCCUGCCGGACAACAGCCUCGUCUUUAAAGAGUGGGCGCCUGCUGCCGAGGCUCUGUUUCUCACUGGGGACUUCAAUGGCUGGGAUAAAUUUUCUCACCCAUAUAAAAAGAUGGACUUUGGAAAAUGGGAGCUGCACAUACCACCCAAGCAGGACAAAUCACCAGCUGUUCCUCACAAUUCCAAGCUAAAGGUGGUGCUUCACACCAAAGACGGAGAGCGGCUGUAUCGAAUUUCACCCUGGGCAACAUAUGUUACCAAAGGCGAUACCUCAGUUGUGUAUGAAUGGGUGUACUGGAAUCCUCCUUCUCCUUAUAUGCAUAAACAUCCUCGUCCACGGAAGCCCCGCAGUUUACGGAUAUACGAGUCACAUGUCGGCAUCGCAUCCCCAGAGGGCAAAGUGGCAUCCUACAGCAACUUCACAUACAACGUCCUGCCACGAAUAAAAGACCUCGGCUAUAACUGUAUCCAGCUCAUGGCUAUCAUGGAGCAUGCCUACUAUGCUAGCUUUGGUUACCAAGUCACAAGUUUCUUUGCAGCAUCCAGUCGAUACGGCACUCCGGACGAGUUGAAGGAACUCAUCGAUGUGGCUCACUCUAUGGGCAUCAUGGUCCUUUUAGACGUGGUCCACAGCCACGCGUCCAAGAACACAGAGGAUGGCCUGAACCGCUUCGAUGGCUCUGAUUCGUGCUUUUUUCACAGUGGAGAACGAGGAGAUCACCCCCUCUGGGACAGCCGACUUUUCAAUUACUCCAGCUGGGAGGUGCUGCGUUUUCUCUUGUCCAACCUGCGCUGGUGGAUGGAAGAAUACCGGUUUGACGGAUUUAGAUUUGAUGGGAUCACCUCCAUGCUCUACCACCAUCAUGGUGUCGGUUCAGGAUUUUCAGGCUCAUACUCUGAGUACUUUGGGCUUCAUGUUGAUGAGGACUCGCUAGUCUACCUCAUGCUAGCUAACCAUAUUCUACACACCCUGUAUGAGGACUGCAUAACUAUAGCUGAGGAUGUGUCUGGUAUGCCCAUGCUAUGUCGACCUGUGCAGGAGGGAGGCUGUGGCUUCGACUACAGGCUGGCCAUGGCUAUUCCUGACAAGUGGAUCCAGAUCUUAAAGGAAUUCAAGGAUGAAGACUGGGACAUUGGCAACAUCUUGUACACCCUGACCAACAGGCGCUACAGUGAGAAAUGCAUUGCGUAUGCCGAGAGCCACGACCAGGCUCUGGUAGGAGACAAGACCCUGGCAUUCUGGUUGAUGGAUAAAGAAAUGUACACCAACAUGAGUGCCAUAAUUCCUAUGAGCCCUGUCAUUGACCGGGGCAUUCAGCUGCAUAAGAUGAUCCGGCUCCUGACACAUGCCCUGGGAGGGGAAGGCUACCUUAACUUCAUGGGUAAUGAAUUUGGUCAUCCAGAGUGGCUGGACUUCCCACGAGUUGGGAAUAAUGAGAGCUACCACUAUGCACGUCGCCAGUUUAACCUAGUCGACACAGAACACCUGCGAUACUACCAACUGUACGCCUUCGACCGGGACAUGAACCGCACAGAGGACAAAUAUGGCUGGCUCGCUGCACCACCGGCAUAUAUCAGCACAAAGCAUGAGGGUGACAAGGUGAUCGUCUUCGAGAGAGCCAACGUUAUUUUCUUGUUUAACUUCCACCCGACUAAAAGCUACAGUGACUACAGAGUUGCAGUAGGACCACCAGGAAAAUAUAAGAUCAAGCUGGACUCUGACGGGGUUCAGUAUGGAGGUCAUGGCCGACUGGACCACAACACGGAAUUCUUCACUGAGCCCAUUCCCUAUAACGAUCGUCCAAACUCCAUGCAGGUUUACAUUCCCUGCAGAACGGCUGUUGUUCUAGCCAACGAAGAAAUCGAUUACUGCUACUGAAACACAGUGAUUCACUGAGAGAUUGAUACUCAGCAAAUGUGUCUCUCCACUGGUUUCCAUCGAAGAUUUGUGUGUGAUGCACCAUAACAGUCUCACUCUGUUUCUUCAUCUUUCCCAUUCAAGACCUGUUUUUCUUUUCUUUUCUUUUUUUUCAGCAUAGCACAUUAAACUUAACAUGUAAUUGGGGUAAAAUGGUUGAUUGUGGUUUCUGUUACAGUGGGAUACAUAAAUAGUUUUUUUUUUCUGAAACUGUGCAUAAACACCAUCUGGUGUUAGUAUGUUCAAUCUGUUUGCUAUAGCUUCCGAUACCGCUGUGUGGGGGGACAAAAUUAUUUAUGUAUCUAUCACCUGAGGGUUGUGUUUAUAGGACUACAUAAUGUCAACAUAAACCCUUCAUGACAGCUGACAUAAAAUGUUAUGCAUAAAUUAUAUGAUUUACUGAUUUAUAAAAUAUUAUUGCAAUAAGUAUCAGCUAUUAUCUUUUGGUGAUUUAGUUGUUACUUGUAAAUUAAAUCUAGUAUAAUCUAGAAAGAGGAACAGAUUUUUGUUGACGCACGAUUGGGAUAUAACAGUUUCAAGCCUAAUUUUUUAGACUAUACUUCUGUUGUAGACUCUUAUGUGAAUUUAAUUUUAUUCUUUAUUAGAAUUCAUAAAUGUCAGCUGUACAUACUGUUUAUUAUUCUCAAUUAGAGUGCAUUGGGUUAUUAUGUUGCAGUAUGAAAUGAGUUAUAGUGAUGCGUAAUGUAAACCAGAAAAUGUCACAACACAGCUGUAUGUUAAAAAAAUUCUCUGUAACAUGUUUCGCCAGUAAUGCCACGCUGCAAAAACAACAACUUAGCAAGUCAAAUAUUCUUAAAUCCAGCUAAACCUAUUUCUCAAAAUAAUUUUACCAAGAAUCAAUAAAACGCAAUUUUUCUUACCUGCAAUUUUAGUAACAUUUGACUAGAAAUAAACUUAAUAAUCUUAUAUUUGGUUUGGUAUAAACUUAUUUUAAGAAAAUAUAGAUAGGUUUGGCUAGAUUCAAGAAUAUUUCUCAAUAUUGAUAAGUAAUCAACGAUGAUGAGACAUUUUUUGCAGUGCGAAUUGAAAUCAAAAUGACCAAAAUCAGUUUUUAUGACAGCUGACUCUUUUGGAAUAAGCCUUUAUAAUUUUUUCUCUACUGCAAUGGACUGGUCUUGCACUGCCCAGGAUUAACAGGUUACUGAAAUGUUUCGUCUGUUGUCAGAAUGAACUUAUGAUGGUGUUAUGCUAUCCCGUGAGCACCCUUUUGACAAAAUUUGAAAUUCGGGUUAUCAUCUACUGUAUGUCUUUUGCCAUGACACAAAAAUUAUGUUACAUAUUGAAGAAAGAUCUUUUUGAAAUUUGGUCCUCAUGGAGAAUCCCUAAACCUGUGGAUUAAGCUUCAUUUUAAGUGCAGGCGGUUUAAUCUGGGAUAAAAAAUAUAUUUACAAAUUUGAGUAAUUACCAGGUCUGGUUUGUGAUAUAUUGUGAGGUCUGUUAGACUGUGUUAAUUUAGCGUGACUAACAAUUUUUUAUUUUAUUUUAUUUAAUUUGAUGGGUUUUUUUGUUUGUUUUAUUUUAUCUUAUUUUAUUGUUGUUGUUUUGUUGUUUGGUUUGCUUUUUUUAACCACUAGAUUAAUGGAUGGUAGGAAGAUGAUUUGAUGACUGUUUGCUCUUAGUGGGAGAAAAUGAACUAAAAUGUUGGAUGUAAUAACUUCAGAAAAACUGAACAGCAGAAAAAAAACAAUUAUUGACUGAAAAAGAUAAACAUCUUCUCUUAGUGCGCUGUAUUAAAUCAAUUUUCUCAAACUCUUCCCGAUGUUAUAGAAGAGAUCCUGCUCUCUGAAACACCAGAUAAAUUUUCAGUCCAUUCAUGUUUAGAAAACCUGAAUGAUUGUAAACGAAACGACCACAGGCACUGUGUUCAUAGAGAUCACCUUUAUUAAGUAAGUUUUCGACUUUUUAGAGCAACUUUAACAAGCAUUCGGGUUACGUUAAUUGUCUCAAUUAGGCCCAGAGUAAGGGUUUUGUUGAUUAUGUACAUAAUGUUCAGCUGAAUGUUAGUUAAAGAAACCAUUUACUUGCUUAAGUCAACUGUAAAUGGGGUUUUGGCACAAAUUCUCCCUCUGUGUGUUGGUCAGGUCUGUUAAAUAAUACCCUUCAGUGUUAUAAUAGGUAAAUGGGUAGCACUCUGUCCCAUUAUAAUUUUCGUCCAUUAUGAACUUUCUGUUGCCUGCCUUCCCUCUUCAACAGCAGUGUUUCUCAUUAAUGUCGAGUAGCUACUUGAAGAUAAUGCUGGCCUGCUUUUGAAUCCUCUAUAGAGAAGGCAGAAUGAAUCUGUAUGUAAAUACUUUAGGGGUUAUUAUCAUGAACCUGCUCCGUUGAAUUAAUAAAGAGCCUUUUCCCUUUGCCCUCUGUUUGUAGAGACACACCUCUCUAUCAGCUUUGUGUUUCAUGCCUCAUUGUCGUUGUCCCCCCCCCAAAAAAAAAAAAACAGUUAGAGGUUUAUAUAGCAAUAAUGUGUGUUUGUUUGUGUGUGUUUAUGGUAGGUUUUUUUUAAUACUUUUGUUUUGGGACAGAAAUGUUGUAGCUAUUUUUUUUUUGAAAGAUAAAAAUAAGAUUAUAUGUAAGUGGAUAUAAUUGUGUAAAAAUGUCUUUAAAUUUAAUGUUUUUCAUUUCAGUUAUUUUCGUUAGGAUCAACACAGUUCUCCACAGUUUGCGAUUUUGUGGAAAAAUAAAUAUA
Messenger RNA from Clarias gariepinus (North African catfish), 4852 nucleotides. It is a transcript of the gene gbe1b, whose product is annotated as glucan (1,4-alpha-), branching enzyme 1b. The transcript has 16 exons. Gene Ontology annotation, cellular component: cytoplasm. The record is from RefSeq and is a predicted model, not a curated record. Bases 40 to 2109 code for a protein of 689 amino acids. Gene Ontology annotation, molecular function: hydrolase activity, hydrolyzing O-glycosyl compounds; cation binding; 1,4-alpha-glucan branching enzyme activity. Lineage: Eukaryota; Metazoa; Chordata; Actinopteri; Siluriformes; Clariidae. Gene Ontology annotation, biological process: glycogen biosynthetic process.